GGUCCUUCUGCAGGGCAAAAAGUCUUCGGAUAGGUCUACAACUCCAGUGUGGGAGGAGAUGUUCCUUAAAUAUUUGCCCUGUCGCUUUCUUACAUUUCUCAGCCUAACCAUAGCUGUAUUCACAAGACAUGUUAAGUCGCAUUUUUGUUUGUUUUGUGCAAACCCAGCCCCGGAGUUUAUAGCUCACGUAGCGCAAUGUGUGAAUCCAGGAAGUUGGGUUUUCUGUUAUUCAGCUAAGCUAAUCAGGCUUAAGAGCACAGUGUGAAACAUAGAAUUAAAGCAGAAGCAAGAAUCUCUACCUGGUGAUUUCAGAAAGCACCGGAGGAUCACAACCCCUUUUACAUGUCAAAAGAACAAAAACAGGUUGGAUACAGUACCGACCCCAUCCACUGUCAGAACGUGGCUGGGAAUUAGGAAAGCGUGAUCAAGUUAACCAAGCAAAUAGUACAAACACAGCCCGUGGUGAGUAAAGCCAGUCACGCCCCCCGUGAUUUAAUAGCAGCCGCACAUCCAGAGCCUGUCGGGAGAUGCGUCUUGGAGAUGCCUCAAGAUGGGUGCCGGGCCUUUCGGUGGCCGUCUGGUGCGCCGCCCGCUCCAAGAGCAGCUAAUACCAGUUGGUGCAGCAGAUGAGGAACCUGGCGUCCUCCAGCGGGGCCAGGAGCCAGGCCUGGCAGUAGCUCUUGGGGUGACCGGCCUCCUCGGGGGGCAGCUGCCCGGGGCUGCGGUCGGCAUCUUCCUGGAUGGGCUCCUCCUCCUGGUGGAGGGCCUGGCUGGGCUCCAGCUCAGCUGCUGCCAAGGGGUCUCCGUGGUCGGAGGAGCUCAUGGCGAGGGGCUGGGAGGACGGAGAGAGAGAGAGGAGAGGAUGGGACUCAGGGCAGAACCCCCACCUGGACCGCCAAGGGUGGCUUCCAACCCCAAAGGCAGCCCGGACACUGAUGGGGGGUUUGCCCCGCCUUUGACAGGGCUGAAGGACAUGAGGAAGAGCCUGCGCUCCGUGGACGGCCUGCUGGAGGUGCACGACGCCCGCAUUCCACUUUCCGGGCGGAAUCCUGUCUUGAAGGAAGUCCUGGGGAUCCGUCCACAUUUGCUGGUGUUGAAUAAAAUGGAUUUGGCAGAUCUGACCUACAAGUCGAGAAUUCUGGAACUUUUGGAACAGCAAGGUUUGCAGCACGUUGUCUUCACCGAUUGCUUAACAGACGAAAAUAUCGAGAAGCUCGUUCCCAUUCUCACAGGACUGAUCAAAAACAGCCAGCGUUAUCAGAGGGCGGAGAAUGUGGAUAACAACAUCAUGGUGAUCGGUGUACCGAAUGUGGGAAAAUCCUCAAUCAUCAAUUCACUGAGAAAGCUACACCUCAGGAAAGGAAAAGCCGCAGCGGUUGGCGGGGCGCCAGGUAUAACCAAAGCGGUUCUGACCAGGAUCCAGGUGUCUGAAAAGCCCCUCAUGUACUUGCUGGAUACUCCUGGGGUGCUGUCUCCCCAAAUUGAGUCCGUUGAGACGGGGCUGAAGCUGGCACUAUGUGGGGCAAUUCUUGAUCACCUGGUGGGAGUGGAGGUCAUUGCUGACUACCUUCUGUAUGUGCUGAACCAGCAGCAGCAAUUCAGUUACGUGGAGCGUUACGGGCUGAGUGGCCCCUGCGAUGAGGUGGAGAGUGUACUCAGAAGCAUAGCACGGCACCUGGGCAAAGUGCAAAAAGUCCAGGUCCUGACUGGCACAGGGAAUGUGAACGUAUCGGUCCCCAAUUACAACGCAGCAGCCUGUGAAUUCAUCUACACCUUCCGUAAAGGGCUUCUGGGGAAGGUAAUGCUGGAUCAAGGGAGUGAGAUCCUUGACUGACCUUCCCCUGGAGUUUUCUUCUGGAAAGUUCCCAGGAUCUACCAGGAGCAGGAGUCCUCCGUGCUGUAUCUUCAGGGGAUGGACACCGGCUUGUCUUGGAUGACAAAGCAAUAGCUGGAGAGAUCUAUGGUUUACCUCUUAUUUAAAAAGAACUUUGGAGGCCGAUUGCACUGCUUUGUGAUCUGUUCAAACCACAUAAUCCGAUAACAUUGUUGCAAGUUAAACUUGCUAUCCCAUGUUUUGUAACAGAGCUGUAUCCCAUAGUUUUGGCUUCCCUUUUUGGAUAUUAUGAAUAAAUAAUUUUAAGAUUG
This is a messenger RNA of Pantherophis guttatus, 2145 nucleotides long. The record is from RefSeq and is a predicted model, not a curated record. Lineage: Eukaryota; Metazoa; Chordata; Lepidosauria; Squamata; Colubridae.